AUGUCCGAACAGUCUCACCAGGUUUCCUUGCCGCCUUCAACCCAACAACCACAGGGGUAUUGGGCACAUGGGCGAUACUACGGGAAUUGGAGACCUGGCAAGUACCUGGUCCCGAUCGAUGCAGAGGAGCUCAAUAGGCUCGACAUAUUUCACAAGUUCUUUCUCGUGGCUCGGGACGAUGCCUUGUCCGUCUGCAAUCUCAACAUCGACCGCCCAAUCAGGAUCCUGGAUCUGGGGACGGGAACAGGCAUAUGGGCGAUCAAUGUUUGCGAAGAAUCUGAGAAAAUUCCUGAGGUCAUGGCGGUCGACCUCAACCGCAUCCAACCAAAUUUCAUCCCCCGCGGCAUGAUUACUGUACAAUUCGAUAUCGAAGACCCUUCCUGGAACGAUCUUUUGUGGCAGUGCGAUCUUGUACACCUGAGGACACUCUUGGGCAGUAUCCACAAUCCGUGUUGGCCUACCAUAUACCGGAACAUUUUUCAGCAUCUGACACCCGGGACGGGCUGUCUCGAGCAGGUUGAGAUUGACUGGUCCCCUCGAUGGGAUGAGAAUAGCGAGGUGCCUCCAAACUCAGCGCUCAAGGAAUGGGCCGACAGACUUCUCGCGGCCUUGGAUCGCUGCAACCGGAACGCGAGAAUCCUGCCGCGGGAAACCAGGCGAAUGAUUGAGCAAGCUGGCUUCGUCGAUUUCGAGGAGCGGACCAUCCGAUGCUACGUGAACCCAUGGUCCCCCGUUCAGAAAGAGCGGGAGGCGGCUAAGUGGUUCAACUUGGGCCUCAGGCAGUCUCUGGAAGCCAUGGGUCUGAUGCCCAUGAUAGAACAGCUGGGCAUGACAGCGGAGCAGGUGAGGGACCUUUGCAGCCGUGUAGUGGAAGAAAACACGAAGCUUCGGUAUCACGGUUACUGCACAAUGUACAUUUGGACAGCAAGAAGACCGGGGAACGCUGGUCACGGCGGUGCGCCUCAAGCAGUGCCUUCGCAGACCGGCCGUAUGUAG
Messenger RNA from Purpureocillium takamizusanense, 996 nucleotides. RefSeq lists its product as uncharacterized. The transcript is spliced from 7 exons. The coding region runs from base 1 to 996 and encodes 331 amino acids. The record is from RefSeq and is a predicted model, not a curated record. Gene Ontology annotation, molecular function: methyltransferase activity. Lineage: Eukaryota; Fungi; Ascomycota; Sordariomycetes; Hypocreales; Ophiocordycipitaceae.